GCAAAGCAACGAAAGGUCUUUUGUUGCAGUUUGUCAAAUCCAUCGUCUUUUGAACAAAAAUGAAGAAGCAUUACAGCAAAAGAAAAAGGAAACCGAAAUCCGAUGACAUUAGCGACGACGCCGCUUUCGCUGUCGUACUGGCAGCUCUGUCGUCUCCAAACCCCAACUCCCUCCGACCCUUAAUCAAGAAAUGCCUGAACAAACUCCGAAACUCCCUCACCAAUCCCAUCCUCUCUCUUCUCCCAGCUCUCCUCACUUUCAAGUCCCCCACCAUAGCUUCCCGUGCCGCCGAGAUGGUGGGGUCCGCCGCCCUCGAGUCCUUGGACAUGAACCAGAGGAUUUCUUCCGAUGCCGGCAUCAUCAAUGGCUUGCUAGCCGCAUUGGGUAGCUCCAAAACCAGACUUCCAGUGGCUGCUUGCCAUGCCCUUUUGGAUUUGUGCACUACUUCAGUCGGACGACGUCGUUUUGCUCAUUCAUCUGCACUUCCCAGGCUUCUUUUUGGGUUUCUUCAGGUUCAUAAAUCUUCAAUGAUUUCAGUGUCCUUGUGCUCUGUCUCUGUGUAUAGUGAAGGUAUUACCUCUCUGAAUGUUGGGUUUGAGGAAGAUGAACUUCCAGUUCUACUUCUUAAUGCUGCAAUCAUUCUCAUCAACACCUGUAACAUUGAACAAUUGGAGAACAUCCCAACAAACCUCUCCCAAGCUUUCUUUGGCUUUAUGAGAAAUCUGUGGGCAAAAGUGCGUAAUGAGAUGUUACUCAAAAACCCAUUGGAGUCCGCACAAGGGGAAAACUUGUACAUUAGCAACAUUAGAAUAAGUCAUAUGGCUGAAAGCCUGUUUAGGCUUUCCAUUUGUGCUUCUCACCGUACCAAGCCUUUGCCCUUUCAUGUGGUUGAAAGGGAUAUAUUUGGUUUCUCUGAGUCUGGUUUUAAAGAUUUCAUGUCGAACCACUGGGAGGUGUCACCCUUUCUUGUGCGACGGGGGCUGUCACAAGGGGAUUUAGUUGAGGUGGAUGAUAUUUUUGGUCCAUUUGUAAAUUUCUUCAAGAAACCAUACUCUUGA
Messenger RNA from Prunus mume (Japanese apricot), 1058 nucleotides. NCBI's taxonomy places the organism in Eukaryota, Viridiplantae, Streptophyta, Magnoliopsida, Rosales, Rosaceae. The record is from RefSeq and is a predicted model, not a curated record.